Messenger RNA from Protopterus annectens (West African lungfish), 2311 nucleotides. RefSeq names its product kyphoscoliosis peptidase (gene KY). The coding region runs from base 1 to 1848 and encodes 615 amino acids. The record is from RefSeq and is a predicted model, not a curated record. The transcript is spliced from 12 exons. Lineage: Eukaryota; Metazoa; Chordata; Ceratodontiformes; Protopteridae.
AUGGGAGAACACAGGAAUAAAACUGAAAAUGCUUGUGAUAACCAAGGAGAUCAGAGGAACAAAAAUGAAAAUGUUUAUGAUAACCAAGGAGAACUGAGGAGCAAAAGUGAAAAUGUGCAUAAUAACAAAGGAGAACAGAGGAACAAAGGUGAAUAUGCUUAUGAUAACAAAGGAGAACAGAAGAAUAAAAUUGAAAAUGCAUAUAAUAAUCAAGGAUUUACUGAAUGGGACAUUUAUCCAGACAAUCAGUACGGACAUCAGGCAGAUCCAUCAUGUCUGAAAUCACAAGCCAUUGACCUGACGAAAUUUGAGAAGCUGGAUGCAUAUGCUUCUAAGGUUAUUGCAACUGGUAGUAUGGAGUCCUUGGUGAAGGCCUUGCUCAAGGAAGCUCAUUCUGACCUUGAAAAAGUUAGGGCAAUCUGGAUAUGGAUUUGUCAUCACAUAGAAUAUGAUGUAAAAGGAUAUCACAAUAAAAGACUAAGACGUUGUGCACCAGAUGAUGUUUUACACACGAGACAAGCUGUAUGUUCCGGGUAUGCGGGAUUGUUCAAACAGAUGUGCAGUUUUGCAGGGGUUAGAUGUGAAGAGAUAUCUGGGUACUCCAAAGGCUAUAGCUACAAAAUAGGUACAACAUUCAAGGACACUAAUCAUGCAUGGAAUGCGGUUCAUCUAGAUGGGAAAUGGCACCUACUGGACAGCACGUGGGGUGCUGGUAAUGUACAGGAGAACUGUACAGUAUUUUCAUUCAACUACAAAGAGUUUUAUUUCUUAACGCAUCCUGCACUCUUCAUCGAGGAUCACUAUCCGGUUAACACUGUCUGGCAGCUUCUAAACCCAGUUGUACCUCUCAAGCAAUUCGAGAGUCGCAUAAUGAAGAGUGGUUCAUUUUUCGAAAUGGGUCUUGUCUCACUGCAUCCAGAAACUGCUGAAAUAAAAACAGUGAAUGGGAAAACUACUAUUACCAUAGAAGGCACCUGUCAUACACUCUUCUUAUUCGAUUUAAAUGGGAAAUGCGAACAUGGUUUAAUGACUUUGACAAACAAUGGCAUGGUUCUUGAGGUCUACCCACGUACAAAGGGAGAGCAUAGGCUAGUAUUGUUUGCUAAAGCUUUUGAUGCAAAAAGUGAAAAUUUUGAGUACAUUUGUGAAUACCGACUGACCUGUAAUUCCAUCAAUGCAAACUUCUAUAUCCCAAAGGAUUUGAUGAAUCCUGUAGGACCUAGCUGGCUGACUGAAAACAAAGGCCUUUGUGGUGCUUCUCAGCCAAAUCCAAUUAUUUAUACUAAUGAUGGACGAUGCUCUGUGAACUUUUGUUUAGAGAAAAAUCUGGAAUUUACGGCCACACUACAAUCAGAUGAUGUCAUAAUAAAUAAAAACAUCUUGAACAGGCACAUUUUCCAGAGAAAGUGGAACAACAUAAUUGAAUUUAAUAUACAGUUGCCUCAAGCAGGUUUAUUUGUUUUAAGCAUUUUUGGAAAAGAAAAGUCUGCCUCAGGUAACUCGUAUGAUUAUAUAUGCAAUUACUUGAUUUCCUGCACUAACCCUGAGGUGAAAUGGUCUAUGUUCCCACUGAACUAUGAAUCCUGGUCUAUAGAUUAUGAGUUGGUAGAACCGCUUGCUGGGAUACUGCCUGCAAACCGCGAUAUCCAUUUCAAGCUUAAGGUCCCUGAUGUUUCCACUGUGAUUGUAAAUGGCAAAGAUGAAUAUCCCCUAACAAUGACCACAGAUGGAUACUGGGAGGGAAUAUACAACACAGUAGGCUGCAAACAGCUGAAUGUUAUCAUACCCGACAAAUAUAGAGAUAAUUAUUACACUUUCAUUCUGUCUUAUCAAGUUGAGAAAGAAUAGCUUGAUAUGUAACUGGACUAAAUGUUGAUGAACAUUUUUCUUUUGACAUGCAUAAUGUAAGAUUUCAGCACACAGAAAACCUCAGUUUUAGAAGAUGCAAUGUUAAUGCUGUUGUAUGCCGAAAAUUUCCUUAUCACAUACAGUUUAGCAUAUAGACAGAUCCAAAAUGGAUCACAUAGUGGGCAUUUUUAAUCUUUUUUUAUCUGCAGCAGGUAUUUAAGAAAUCUUCCUUAUUCAGGAGAACAGGAAGUAAAAAAAAUAGAGGUGGAGCUAAGAGAAGUUCUCAGAGAUGGAAUUCUAUCUCUGACCCACUCUGGGUCAUUUAAGGCAAACUUUCAUGGUCUUUGUAUUUACCCUUAGUUUGUGAGUUCUGAGUCUUGUACUAAUAGAAAUGAAAAAAAAUGUAAUUAUUAAAUAAAUAUUAAAGACAGAUGAUAAAUGAUACUGACAAAUGCACAUCAGA